UGAUUUCAUUGAACAUUGGAUAGUAAACAGUUAUUUGGCCAAAAUGGGAAGGUAACUCUUCGCUUUCCUUCAAGGCAAGGAAUAGCCCGAAGCCCAGGGUUGAAGCGAAGAAGAGCAGCAGAAAGCUGCUCUAACUCUUAUUCUCUACAGGUACUCUUAAAGCAGAGAGCAGAGCUGAGGAUAGUGACAUUCUAGCAAUGGGAGAAGUGGAUCAAAAUAUCUCAACCGAUGUAGUGGACCAGAAAAAAGGUGAAUAUGUUCUUGUCGGAGAUGCUGAAGAUGGCCAGUUGGGCAUGUACGACAAACCCCUUCCUUGCUUUGGUUGUGGAAUUGGAUGGUUUUCUCUUCUUCUUGGAUUUGUAUGCCCUUUUAUGUGGUACUAUGCAACAAUUCUUUACUUUGGGAACUAUUAUCAUAAGGACCCAAGGGAGCGAUCAGGGCUUGCUGCGUCUGCAAUUGCUGCUUUGAUUUGCACAAUAGUUGUGGUGGUCGUUCUAGGAAUAAUUUUAUUGUAAACCUCCUGACAUCACCUCUGUCAAAUCUCAAACCACUCUACAUCAUUGGUGACAAAGCUGGAGCUCAAGAGGUACCGGUAAAGCUUCCUCCCUAUAAAAACUAUAAUAGAUGCCAGAAAGAACUCCACUUAUACUAGGUUUCAGCUGAGUAAAAAUCUGAAGUUUGUUUGUUCCCUUCCAAUAGUCUUGUACAUAUAGAUGUUGUGUAUUAUAAAAAGUUUCGACAUUGCCAUUGUGGGAUACCCCUUAGUAGGAAGAUUGUAUAGUAGACAAUGCAUACAAAAAAUAUGAGUCCAUCAUGACUUUAUAUCAAUACACUCAUUCUAUGACUUGUGUGAAA
Mangifera indica (mango) is the source of this 855-nucleotide messenger RNA. Its product is annotated as 60S ribosomal protein L18a-like protein. The record is from RefSeq and is a predicted model, not a curated record. The coding region runs from base 198 to 515 and encodes 105 amino acids. Lineage: Eukaryota; Viridiplantae; Streptophyta; Magnoliopsida; Sapindales; Anacardiaceae. The transcript has 5 exons.